AUGGCAAAACGCCGCGGUCUGCUUCACCACGCCGUCAAGGCAGUCAAGCAGCAGCAGAAGACGGCAAAGGCCGGCUCCGGGUCCAAGUCCACUCCCGCUUCGAAGCCGGCGACGAGACCCGGGUCCGGCCCGCCAGCAUCAAAAAGGCAAAAGACAGGCAACAGCAAUCAACAUCGACAGCAAAACCAAAAGCCGAUUAUCCCUUUCCAACCUGACGACACUAUCCUCCUCGUCGGCGAAGGCGACCUCUCGUUCGCCGCAUCCCUCAUAACCCACCAUCGCUGCACCAACGUAACCGCCACGGUCCUCGAGAAGAGCUUCGACGAGCUCUCGGACAAAUACCCGCACGUGUCCUCCAACAUCGCCGCCAUCGAACAAUGCCCCACUGCGCGCCUGCUCUACGGCAUCGACGCCCGCAAACUUCCCCCGUUCACCACCAAAUCCUCCAAACCACCCACAUCAGCCGCAAAGAUCAUGACAACAACAACAACAGGCGCCAUGAAACGCAUAAUAUUCAACUUCCCCCACACCGGCGGCAAGUCAACGGACGUCAACCGCCAAGUGCGCCACAACCAAGAGCUUCUCGUCGACUUCUUCCGCCGCGCCCAGCUCUCCCUCUGCCCCAACGGCACCAUCAUCGUCACGCUGUUCGAGGGCGAACCCUACACGUUGUGGAACAUACGUGACCUGGCGCGGCAUGCGGGCCUGCAGGUGGAGACCAGUUUCCGGUUCGUCGCCGGCGUGUACCCGGGUUAUCAGCAUGCGCGGACGUUAGGGGUGGUGAAGAACAGAAAGGGGCAGGCUGCGCGGGGCGCGUGGAGGGGCGAGGAGAGGGAGGCGAGGAGUUAUGUUUUUGUUAGGAAAGGGGAG
Molecule: messenger RNA, 870 nt
Organism: Parathielavia appendiculata
Lineage: Eukaryota; Fungi; Ascomycota; Sordariomycetes; Sordariales; Chaetomiaceae
Exons: 1
Biological process (GO): rRNA base methylation
Molecular function (GO): rRNA (uridine-N3-)-methyltransferase activity
Source: RefSeq, a predicted model, not a curated record